AUAUAAAUACAUACAUACAUACCUGUAUAAAAAAUCUUGCAGGCAAGUGUGCAGAGUCACUGGCGCAAGUGCAACAAUAGCAAAAGCAAAAUAACAAAAUAACGUAGCCGCUCGCUCGCUACAAAAGGCCUACACAGGCAGCGACGACAAGAGUUGAAUAUAGCCAAGCGACCAGCGAUCGAACAGCCAGUUACAUAUUUAGUUGCGCCGCGACACCCAAAGACUGCAGACGUGAUUGUGCAUAUAACGAGUAAAUAAAAAUAAAAUUAGUGAUAUUUAAAAACAAAAAAAUCUAACAGAGGGACAGAAAAGUGUAAUCAAAAGAUCCUCGCUGGCAAAUAAAAGUUUUUUGCAUGCAAAAAUAGUGACGUGAUCCCGAAGUAACAAAAUAAGCAACCAAAAAAAAAAACACAUUUUUUACAAAGAUUUUCCCCCUUCCUUACACUUCACUUUCGCUUCAAGUGAAAAAUGCUUCGCCACUUGGUGCGCUCUGUGCUUUUUGCGCCACCUGUGCAAUCAUCCGUGGCUGCCGUCGCAUCAGGCGCCCGGCAUCUGAACACUGCGGCCACUGCACAGCCCACACAAUCUGGCCUCAAUCAUCCAGACAAAUUUCUCACCUACAGCGAAGAGGAAGGCUACAUCAAACAAUCGCAUUUUGACCCAGUCGAGGUGCUCAACAUCACAGUGGACAAAUAUGUGUGGCGAGAUAUAAAGAAUUAUGAAAAUAACAUUGCGGCGAUGUGCCUGAUCAGUGGGCGCCAAUACACCUAUGCUCAGCUGCGCGACUGUAGUGCUGCCUUGGCCGUACGUCUACAGACCCGAUUUAAGCUUGCAGCUGGUUCAACGAUUGCGAUUUGCUUGCCAAACUUGCCGGAAUACCCGAUUGCUGCGUUAGGCGCUGUGGAAGCAGGUCUAACGGUGACUACAGUGAAUCCCAUCUACACAGCUGAGGAAAUUGGCCGCCAGUUACAGCUCAGCGAUACCAAGUUCGUUGUGGGCACCACUCUUGGCUAUGGUGUCAUCCGGGAAGCUUGUCAAUGGGCAAAGAAGGACCUUCCCAUCGCUGUGAUACGCUUCCAGCCCGACGAAGAACUUCCCGCCGGCGCUAUUGAUUUCUUUGAGCUCAUCAAGCCGCAAGGUGUGGACUACACGCAAUUGAAGGACUACAACGUGGAUCCCAACAGCAUGGUCUUUCUGCCCUUCUCAUCGGGCACCACCGGCCUACCGAAAGCUGUACAACUCACACACAACAAUAUCACCGUUAACGGCGACCAACUGGAAAUGGGCCUAAAGCUACGAGAAUCCGGCAGACAGGAGGUGCUGCCAGGCAUACUGCCGUUCUUCCACAUCUACGGUCUCAACGUGAUUAUGCUCUCGAAGCUGGCGAUGGGCGCCAAGCUGAUAACAAUGCCGCAAUUUAGGCCAGAAGACCUGAUCAAGGUGUUGUACGAGUACAGAGCGACGAUCUUAAACGUCGUACCGCCAAUGGCGCUCUUCAUGAUUAACCAUCCGAAGCUGACGCCUGAGAUUGCACCCGAGCUGAGAUAUGUGCUGAUUGGCGCAGCGCCAAUUUCUGAAAGCGAUAUCGAGCGCUUCCUGAAAAAAUUCCCACAGAAGAAACUCUUACAAGGCUUCGGCAUGACCGAGACCUCCCCGGUAGCCUUGAUGGUGCCAACUAACAACGACCACAUCGCCUCCGCUGGCGUUCCGGCACCCAGCACCGAGGCUAAAAUCGUCGCAACCGAUGGCAAGAGUCAGAAGGGGCUGGGUCCCAACACUACCGGCGAGCUUUGUGUGCGUGGCCCGCAAGUAAUGAAGGGCUAUCUGAACAACGACGAGGCCAACGCAGACAUUUUCUUCGCCGACGGUUGGCUGCGAACUGGCGAUAUCGGCCACUACGACGACGACGGCUACUUCUACAUAACCGAUCGCAUUAAGGAGUUGAUCAAAGUGAAGGGCUUCCAAGUUCCACCCGCCGAAUUGGAGGGCCUACUGCGUGAGCACCCGAGUAUCUUAGAGGCAGCGGUCAUUCCAGUACCCGACGAGGUGGCCGGUGAGCUUCCGCGCGCUGUUGUGGUGCUGCGCGAGGGCGUUCAGGCCACCGUGGAGGACAUCUACGACUAUGUUGCUGAGCGGGUGGCGGAGUAUAAAAAAUUGGAUGGUGGCGUUGUGUUCGUUCCUGAAAUACCCAAGAAUCCAACGGGAAAGAUAAUGCGAAAAGAACUAAAGAUGCGAUACGCAAGCUAAGGACUAUUAAGUAAGGAGACAUUUGUAUUUGUUAUUUUAUAGCUCAGUCGUAAGUUAAGAAGAAAGUUCCCUUAUACUAAGUUCCCAUGACACAUAAUUCGGUCUCCUAUUUGUAAUUGGCUCUCAUUCUCAAUUACGUAAUUCACCAUUCAAAAUUUCGAGAGCGAAUUACCUCAUUUGUAGGUAAUUCAGAUCCAAUUACCAUGCGAAUUACGAACAAAUCGCUGCCGUCUCUAAUUUUAAUUGGAAAUUUAUCGAACUCAGCUGUCAGAGCAAGAGAGAAUGGAACAAAUCAAAACAGAGAAAAGAAGGAAAUGAAGGAAAAGCCCAAUGAAUUGAAUUGUCAAAUCGAAUUUGGAAUGAGUCGUGUGAACGGGGUAAUUCUUCAGAAGCGAACAACGUAAUUGGCAGUGCCCGUGGGGACAUAGUAUUAAAAUUUGCGAACCAAAUUUCUAUUUAAAUUUCU
Molecule: messenger RNA, 2713 nt
Organism: Rhagoletis pomonella (apple maggot)
Lineage: Eukaryota; Metazoa; Arthropoda; Insecta; Diptera; Tephritidae
Product: probable 4-coumarate--CoA ligase 3
Biological process (GO): fatty-acyl-CoA biosynthetic process; long-chain fatty acid metabolic process
Cellular component (GO): mitochondrion
Molecular function (GO): long-chain fatty acid-CoA ligase activity
Source: RefSeq, a predicted model, not a curated record